Messenger RNA from Rana temporaria (common frog), 960 nucleotides. RefSeq names its product olfactory receptor 11L1-like. Gene Ontology annotation, molecular function: G protein-coupled receptor activity; olfactory receptor activity. The transcript has a single exon. Gene Ontology annotation, cellular component: membrane. Gene Ontology annotation, biological process: G protein-coupled receptor signaling pathway. The record is from RefSeq and is a predicted model, not a curated record. Lineage: Eukaryota; Metazoa; Chordata; Amphibia; Anura; Ranidae. The coding region runs from base 1 to 954 and encodes 317 amino acids.
AUGUAUUCAGAAAACAUAACUACAUCUGUAACUGAUUUUCUACUACUUGGUUUUAAGAAUCUCCACACAUUUCAGAUUCUUAUUUUUAUUCUAUUCUUUGUCAUUUACAUCUUCACAUUAUCUGGUAAUCUUUUGAUUAUUUUACUGGUAUUGAGCAAUGCUCACCUACAAACUCCAAUGUAUUUUUUACUUAGCAAUUUAUCCUUAUCCGAAGUUGUUUUUACAACAAAUAUUGUUCCCAACAUGCUACAGAACUUAUUAUCACAAGAUGGAUCCAUAUCUUUCUCAAGAUGCCUAACUCAAUAUUAUGUUUUUAGUUCUACAGCCACAACUGAAUGUUUGCUUCUUGCAAUCAUGUCUUAUGACCGAUAUUUGGCAAUAUGCAGCCCAUUGCAUUAUGCUUCACUUAUUAAUUUCCAAGUCUGCAGCCAAUAUGCAGCAUGGGCAUGGCUAGCUGGUUUUACGAUAUCAGCGAUAACUCUUAUCCUGUUAUGUGAAUCAGAUUUUUGUGGCCCCAAUAUGAUAGACAAUUUUUUCUGUGAUCUCACACCUCUCAUAGAGCUGUCAUGUUCAGACACAUUCAUAAUAGAACUUGAAUCAUUUUUAUUUGCAACACUGGUGACAUUACUCCCAUUUGUAUUUAUUAUUGUAACGUACAUUUUUAUACUGUAUAAUAUUAUGAAGAUCCCAUCAACAACAGGUAGAAAGAAGGCUUUUUCCACAUGUAGUUCUCAUCUUGCUGUAGUGUCAACCUAUUAUGGGGCUCUCAUCACCAUGUAUGUAGCACCAUCAAGACAGCAAAUAUUUAAUUUUAGCAAAGCACUAUCAUUACUUUAUACUGUAGUAACUCCACUUCUAAAUCCCAUUGUAUACAGCCUUCGGAAUCAGGAAAUCCACAAUGCAUUAACUCUAGUUUUAAAAAAAAUUAAACAUGUUGCAAAAACUUUAGUUUAAUUAACA